GGCGAAAACUUGCCGAGUUAGCUUUAAUACAGUGGCGACGUAUUAUGUUGUAGCUGAUUGGACGGAGCGCGCAGUACUUAUAACCCGAUACUGGAAGCAAAGGUUAAGUCGAAAAGCUGAAAGCGGAAAGAACACACGUGUGGAUGUAGUCAAGUUGGAAAACCAGGAGGACCGUUAUUUUCCCGUGUAAUACAUCAUACUGUCAUCUCGAAGGAAAAUGUUUUGAAGGCUGUAAACGUUCGAGAACCUCUUCUGUAACUUAAAAGAAAAGUUAGCAGAUAAUUAGGCAGCACGGGUCAAAGGUGUACGUAAACCGACAAUGAAGGUGGAUACAUUUUUGGUUCACUGUGGACAAAUCCUAGUCCUGCUCUUGUGCACACGCAAAGUUGCCAGUGUGACACAAGCAGAGCUGGAUUAUAUGGGGACGUAUUUAGAGAUCAAAAUAAAAACUGUGGACAAUUUGAUCUCUGAACUACAACAUUUCAGAGCAGAGUUGACCCUAAAAAAUGCUGGAACGGAGGUGAUAAGAGGCGGUGACUGGGCCUUGUACUUCUGCUUCAUCCGCCAUAUCGACAGACCGGACGAAGGAGAGCCUGAAACAUGGGACUACCUCCAGUAUGGCGUCAACUUCACGCAUGUGAGUGGUUGCCUACAUCGAAUGGAGCCCACAGACAGCUUCCGGGACAUUUCUCCUAAUGGCGAGACCAAGAUCACAUUCCUUGGCGUGAAUUGGCAAGUUGCUAGGACGGAUUAUAUGCCAAACUGGUAUGUCGUGUCUGGUACUUCAGGACUGGAUGCCCGCACAGUCAGCAGCACGGCCGGAGAGAAGUUAGACUUCGUGGCUGACUUCGUGAAACCUCGCCAGUGGAAACGUAUGGACUUCGUAUCUGAAGACGGGCAGCGACAGACAGACACGUACGACCCAUACUCAUUGCGAGUACGCCACACGUUCAAUGACGUCAACGAUUUAGGAGAAGCUCCCCUGCUGAUCAUUCCCACACCGGUUCUUGUUCAAAAAAACGACAAAAAGAAGGUUUACUUCGGAACUCACGACUGGGUGAUCGUGGUAGAUGAUCAAGACACGGCUCUGAACAGUUCAGCUCAGUUCCUAUCAAAAAAAUUAGGAUUUCCGAUAGUUUCUCAAUCUCCAGAUUUCCGCUAUAUACGUUUCCACGUUGGUUCACCAAACGUCAUGAUAAAUGGCAAGCAGUCGAACAGCACAGAAACUUACGAGCUACGCGUAAACGGAGACAGCCAGUCUGUAUCGAUUACAUCCAAUACAUCAACGGGGGCUUUUUAUGGCGUUCAGUCACUCAUGAAUGUGAUGGACGAAAAUUGGGAGUGCCCGGAGGUGACUGUCAAGGAUGCUCCACGUUACACAUACAGAGGCAUGCAUCUCGACGUUGGAAGAAACUUCCACGGCAAGGAGUAUGUGUUGAAGCUGUUAGAUCUUAUGGCAAUGUACAAACUCAACAAAUUCUACUUCCAUCUGACAGAUGAUGAGGGGUGGCGACUGGAGAUUCCUGGUCUUAAAGAGUUAACGACGAUUGGUAGCAAACGUUGUUUUGACCUGGAGGAAAAACAGUGCGUGGUAAGCCAGUUAGGAUCAGGGCCGACAGACCAGUCGAGUGGAACAGGAUAUUAUACCGUUGCUGAAUACCAAGAGAUUUUGCGUUAUGCUGCCGAACGUCACAUUGAAGUCAUCCCGGAAUUUGACAUGCCAGGACAUGGUCAUGCAGCCAUCAUUGCUAUGCAGGCACGCCACGACGCUCUGAUGAGCCAGGGAAAAGCUUCCAACGCACGGGAGUAUCUUCUCACAGACCCCAACGACACAUCCGUUUACGAAAGCAUUCAGAUGUUCAAUGAUAACGCCAUUAACCCUUGUAUGGAUUCCACCUACAAUUUCAUACGGCAUGUUGUUCGAGAAGUGGUUGAAAUGCACGAAAACAUCAACCCGCUGCGUAUUUUCGAUUUCGGUGGAGACGAAGUGGCGAAAGGCGCUUGGGAGAACUCUACAGAGUGCCAACACCUUAUGGAGCGCCUGCGAAACCUGCAAGACGCGAAAGACCUGAAGGAGUACAUGGUGCGGAACAUAGCGGACAUUACAGCUUGGUUCGGCGUAAACAUGGGCGCCUGGGAGGACGGACUGAUGGGCAGGGACAACUCUCCUUACGACAUCAACAAGCUGGCCAAUGAGAACGUGUACGCUUACGCUUGGGACAACGUCUGGGAGUGGGGAGCCUCAAACAGACCCCACAAGCUUGCCAACGCUAACUUUAAGGUUGUGAUGGCUCAAGCAACCCACUUGUACUUUGACCAUCCAUACGAGCCAGAUCCGGAGGAACGGGGCUACUACUGGGCACCGAGGUUCACGGACACCCGGAAAACGUUCGGUUUUAUGCCAGACAACCUUUAUGCCAACGUAGACUACACCCGGAUGGGCGCAGUUUUGACAGAAGAGGAACUAUGUAAAGAAGUUAAAGGGGUUAGCCAAUGUGUCCCGUUGUUAAACCCGGAAAAUGUCGAAGGCAUGCAAGGCCACCUUUGGUCAGAGACGGUCCGGACAGACGAACAGACCGAUUACAUGAUCUUCCCGCGGUUACUCGCGCUUGCCGAGAGAGCUUGGCACAAGGCUGACUGGGAAGAUGUCAAGGACGUGAACAAGAGGAAAAAAAUGCGCAACGCAGAUUGGGAAAAGUUCGCCAACACGUUGGGCUACAGGGAACUGAAGAGGCUUGAUAAUCUAGGAGUGAAAUAUCGUGUCCCUCAACCAGGCGCGCAUCUUGUUGGCAACAAACUCUCAACUAAUGUGGCGUUUCCUGGCCUGGUGGUAGAACACAGCUCAGAUGGGGGUGAAACCUGGUGCUCAGAAAAAGGGAUAUCUCUAUCUGGAAGAGUUCAGUUUAGAACGAGGUCUGCAGAUGGCGGGCGCACAAGUCGUAUAGAAUCGAUGGAGGCCAGCAAAUCAACAAAUAUUCAAAGUAAUUGUUCACUUUUAUUUUCUUAUGUAUUGUUGUUAACAGUAUGCAUUUUCUCUAGGCUUUAUUGAUGACAAAUAUAAUUUUAGUACCAUCUUACGCAAAGGUUUGCUCUUACUGCAGCAGAAUUGUUUUAUUGCCUUGAAAUUGGACCAGGUAAUUUUCAGUGCCAGUUAAAUUAAACGGAUGACAGUUACAAAAGGUAAGGUUAGUGAUAACAGAAAUUUCGGCUUAACCAUGAAUGAUGAUUCACUGUCUGUCACAUAUUCAUUGUCUUUCAUAAUACCUCCCAUAACAAAAAAAAAAUGAUAUUCCUGAGCCGUAAAAGGAUAACAAAAUGUGAACACACAUCUGUACAACAGUAAAGCUGAAGCACCGUUGUGUAAAAGUACGUAAAACUAUCUGACACUCGUUUUGCACAAUCAAAAUUUAAAAUUUGUUCUUUUGAAUUGGAUCGUGGCUUUAUUUUCAUCCUUAAGUCAAAUUUAGAAACAAAAUCAGCUGUAUAUCGGAACUAAGUAAAAAGUUGUAGGAGAAAAAUUAAUUUUCUUAUGCUUCCCAUAUUUUUCCAGGUAACAGCUCUCUCACGUUGUAAAAUAUAAGUAUACUUCGAUGUACUGCAUGUAUAUUGCUUAUUGGGAAGGUUUGAAUAUUCACAGGUUUUUUAGUGUUUUGAUGAGACCUAACAGAAGGGAUUAUUAUAGUAUUCCUGACAAUUUUCGUUAUUUCAUGACUAACACUAUUAAUAACAAAAUUAGAUUAUCUGUACCGUCAAGAAAUCAGAUUUUUAUGACACAUUGUGUUGAAGAAAUUUGAUGUUAAUUCAAAAACUCUUAUAAAUGUUCUAUGCUUGAAGUAGGUGUGAUUGUUUUAAUGUCAUAUUCAAAUACAAUUUAAAUAUAUGAUUAAAAAUUAUACAAUAAUUAGUUUGUAACUAAACGUAAUACUUUCCUUAUUCCGCGUAUUUUGCGUGUUAUAAGUUAAGCCGAUUAUGUACCAACAUAGUUUAUAAAAUCUGUUCACAAACCCAACUGACAAAGAAAUCAACAUUUGCAUAAUUUAUAAUUAUACAAGUGUACAUAUUCAAACAGCAUGCAGUCUAACAUACAGUAAUGCUCUAAUUUGAAUUUCAUUGGAAUACUGAGCGAAUUCAGAUUGAAGAAGUGUUUGGGGUCAACCAAGUGCAUGUGGUUCAUGUAACAUAACACGAAAAUAACGCUAUAGAACAAACAGGGAUUGGGGCUAACCCCAAACCUUUGCUUCCAAACACUAACUCAGCGUACAAGAAUUUCCAGGAAACUCAAACCUAAAGCUAGACACUUUCACCAGAGCCGUUGACACCGACCUGAACCCCAACCAGCCAACCAGACUUCAACCUACAGAUGGAAUUUUCUAUCGCUAUCUGCACUAAAAAUACAGCUGAUUGUGUACUUGUAUUUUGUAUUUUCAGGUAUAUUAAGCAAACAGUGUUGUACAUUAACAUGUAAAAGUAUAUUGUUACAGGGAGAGAAUCACCAAUAUUUUUGCAAAAAUAUUCAAUAUGGCCGGUAUAAAUAGCAUUGUGAUCUUCCAGCAUCUUUGUAUAUGAUUUUAUUCUCUUGGCAUUGAUCUUGGCGGAUGUGUUUUAUACAGGUAAUUUUGAAAUUGUCAUAAGUGUAACGCACUGUUGAAAAUAUCAUAUACAUGUGCAUAUAUAACUGUAGGUAAACUGUUAUAUUAUAUUGUUAUAUUAAACUCCAUGUAUAUUGGUGA
Liolophura sinensis is the source of this 4730-nucleotide messenger RNA. Its product is annotated as beta-hexosaminidase-like. The transcript has 8 exons. Gene Ontology annotation, biological process: carbohydrate metabolic process; glycosaminoglycan metabolic process. The coding region runs from base 320 to 3049 and encodes 909 amino acids. NCBI's taxonomy places the organism in Eukaryota, Metazoa, Mollusca, Polyplacophora, Chitonida, Chitonidae. Gene Ontology annotation, molecular function: polysaccharide binding; beta-N-acetylhexosaminidase activity. The record is from RefSeq and is a predicted model, not a curated record. Gene Ontology annotation, cellular component: membrane.